Messenger RNA from Solanum dulcamara, 3455 nucleotides. Its product is annotated as protein DETOXIFICATION 55. Gene Ontology annotation, cellular component: membrane. NCBI's taxonomy places the organism in Eukaryota, Viridiplantae, Streptophyta, Magnoliopsida, Solanales, Solanaceae. The record is from RefSeq and is a predicted model, not a curated record. Bases 1696 to 3183 code for a protein of 495 amino acids. Gene Ontology annotation, molecular function: xenobiotic transmembrane transporter activity; antiporter activity. Gene Ontology annotation, biological process: xenobiotic detoxification by transmembrane export across the plasma membrane. The transcript is spliced from 2 exons.
GAUAGAAAAACCUUGUAAAUUGUUCUUUUUCCUCAAUUCAAAUGCAUGUUCCUUACUAAUUGGUGAGACUUGAAAAAGAUAAGAAGUGAAAUGUCACUCAUGUAACCUUUGUACAGGGCAAAGUUGUAGUGGAUUGAAGGCAUAAGACAGGUCCAAUAACAAAAGCAAGUAUGCACAUGUACCCCCAACUAAAGACACCAAAGAGUAAGAGGAAAACAACCUUACACAACAAGAGUCCAAAAAUAACUAACCAACCAAAGGGGAGGUAGGUUUUAAUACUUCGUUAUACGCAGUAGAUGUGGAAACCAAAGUGGGGAGGGAUAUUGAAAGCAUGUAAAAUAAGGAUAUGAAAAUUGAAAGAAGACAGUUGUAAUAACUUUUCAGGACAGAGGGUGUGCUACAAUUUAAAAUGGUGUUUGGCCUUGGGAUCUUUUGGAUACACUAGAAUAACCAUAGAUGUAAACAUCACUGGAAGGUUUUUGCUUAACCUAAAAACACCAACUAGCAUGUGAGAAGGGCUCAAUCAUGGGACCACCACCACUAACAUAGUUUUAGAUUCCAUCAUUAGCAUGAGAAAAGGCAUUACCUAAUUCUAAUUAUCAAAAGGAACAAUAAUAGUUAGGCCACUUUGUACUCCAAUGUACUAAAGGUUGCAACUUACACUUAAGAAAAUCAGAAUACUAUGAUUAUACCCCGUUCACUCCAGAUUUGCUUUAAAUAAGACAUCCUAUACAAAUAGAAAUGUAAUUAUUUCUAUGCAUUACAAAUAGAAAUUUCCCAUCAUUUGACUUAGAUGAUCCUAAGUGGCUUAGAGAAGUCACUUUAAAUGUCUCCUUAGUGGCUUCCUCCCAAAGUAAUAAUGAAAAUACAGACCUCGAAUGCAUAUGACGAAAGGCCCCAACCCAAGGUACAGUUUGAACCCCUUGAGUAGUUCAACAUACAAUGCAAAAGUGGUAAUACAUAAAACACAAAGGUAAAAGGAUAACAAGAAAGAACCUGUAAUUCACAAAACAUAUGUGAACCAUAUUUACAGUUCAAUACUAAACAUUUUCAGGCCAGAAUAUAUCAGUAACCUAGGUUGCUCGGACUUUCCAAAAAUGUUACCACACCUAUGUCGGAUCCUCCAAAAAAUACACACUUUUGGAGGAUCCGACAUGCUCUUGGUGGCAUUUUUUGAAGAGUCCGACCAACAUAGUCAGUAACAUAACAUUUGAGCAUAGUUCUUUAAGAAGGAGAAGUGGAUAUGUUGUAACAUUUGCUGUGAUGUGGAUAUGUUCUUACAUACUUGGAGAAAGGACAAACUGUAGCCACAACAGUUGGACCAGGAGAGCACACCUUAUUACUUAAUGUAAAUAAUAUUCACAGUGCUUCAUUACAUAGCUCAACUCCAGUUCUAAACUUUCAACAAUCAGUAACUCAGAAACUCACCACCACCUCCAGCCCCUAUAAAUACCCUUGCUCCUGGACACUCGAGUUAGUGUCUCUCAAUAUCUCCUUCUCUCUCUUCCUCUCUCUUUCUCUCUCUCUAUAUAUAUCGCUCCCUCUCUAUAUAUCUUUCAUAAGUGCACGUGAGUAGGUGGUAUUUUUGCAUGGAUACAGAAGUGCAUGCAGAAAAAGGAUUUAUACACAGUUAAGCUCUCUCUAUAACACUCCAAAACAAGCAAACAAGAGGAAAGAGGAAGAAGCUUAAAGAAGAUGGCAGCAGAACAGACCAAAAAGCACCCGACAUUACCAGAGGUCAAGGAGGAAUUGAAGAAAAUAAUGGACAGAGGUUUUCCUAUACUUGCUAUGGGCUUGGCGACCUAUUUGAAAAACAUGAUUUUAGUUGUGUGCAUGGGAAGGCUGGGAAGCUUGGAGCUGGCAGGGGGUGCACUGGCCAUUGGCUUCACCAAUAUUACUGGUUACUCCGUAUUGUCUGGCCUAGCCUUGGGGAUGGAACCACUUUCUAGCCAGGCUUUUGGAUCAAGAAACUUAACUUUAGUGUCUCUUGCCCUCCAAAGGACAAUCUUUAUGUUAUUAACUGCAUCUAUACCUAUUGCCAUUUUAUGGUUUAAUUUUGAGUCUCUCAUGCUAAACCUACGCCAAGACUCACAAAUAAUACAUGUAGCAAGUGUAUUUUGCAGAUUUGCUGUCCCAGAUCUUAUUGCUAACAGCUUUCUUCACCCUUUACGCAUCUACUUACGGUGUAAAGGUACAACAUGGCCUCUAUUAUGGUGUACUUCACUUGCAACGAUGCUGCAUUUCCCUAUCACAGUUUACCUGACUUUUACUCUCUGUCUUGGGAUCCAAGGAAUUGCAAUUUCAACCUUUGUCUCCAACUUUGUCACCUUAUUCUUCCUUUUAGGCUAUAUUUUCUUUACUUAUGACCAAAAUGGAUCUCUAUCAAAACCCCUAGCAGAAAAUUUAAAACUUCUUCCUUCCAUUUUUGUGGGAGAGCAAUGGAUAAUGCUUCUUCAACUUGCUAUACCUAGCUGUUUAGCAGUUUGCUUAGAGUGGUGGUGGUAUGAAUUCAUGACAGUUCUAGCCGGCUACCUUGACAGACCUGAAGUUCCACUUGCUGCAUCUGCUAUCGUAAUACAAACCACCUCUCUCAUGUACACAUUGCCUUCGGCCCUAAGUGCUUCAGUCUCGAGCAGGGUAGGGAACGAACUUGGAGCAGGACGGCCAGCUAAAGCCCGCUUGGCGACAGGGAUAGCCAUAGGGCUGGCUUUUUUGACUUCAACAUUUGGAUUCUUACUGACCACUUUAGGGAGAGAAGCAUGGGGAAGAGUCUUUACAAAGGAUAGAGAAGUUCUGGAGCUAACAGCGGCUGUUCUUCCCAUUAUUGGACUUUGUGAACUAGCUAAUUGUCCACAGACAACAUGCUGUGGGGUUCUUCGGGGAAGUGCUAGGCCCGGUGUUGGUGCAGGUAUUAACUUUUACUCGUUCUAUUUGAUGGGAACACCAGUGGCCAUCAUUUUGGCCUUCGUUUGGAAGCUAGGAUUUUUGGGUCUUUGUUAUGGGCUUCUAGCAGCUCAAGUGGCAUGUGUAAUCUCAAUGUUAAUAGUCACUUAUCGUACUGAUUGGGAAGGAGCAUCCUUGAAGGCAAAAGAACUAGUGGGAAGAACUAAUGAACUCCCAUAUGAAGAUCAACUGGUAAAAUUUGAGGAGGGUAAUGGAUUUCUCAAAGGAUUUAGCUUCUGAAGAGGAAGGAAAUCUAAGGAUGCAAUGGUUGGAAAGGAAAAGGAAAGAGAUGGCACAGACAAGAAGAAAACAAAGAACGCUACAUUCUCUCAGUAUUUCGAAUCAUAGAAUAUGCAACAUGUAUCUUGGACUUUUGAUGUUAAAGAAACUAGUUUCAUAUCUACAGGAUUGUUGAUGGGAUCAUAGAAGUAUAGGCCAGCAUAAGUGUGUAGCCCAAAUUUGUAAAUGCAAGAGGCUUUUGGUUCGCAUUUUCUAGAUGUCAAUAUAUGUUA